This is a messenger RNA of Theobroma cacao (cacao), 963 nucleotides long. RefSeq names its product germin-like protein subfamily 1 member 13. The record is from RefSeq and is a predicted model, not a curated record. Gene Ontology annotation, molecular function: manganese ion binding. Lineage: Eukaryota; Viridiplantae; Streptophyta; Magnoliopsida; Malvales; Malvaceae.
UGUCUGCCAUACAAAGUUUCUCACUCUUCUCCAAAACCAACAGCAUACAACUAGCUAACGCAAAGUAAGCGAAGCUUAGCUGGUAUAUCAUAAUGAAAGGAAUGCGCUGCUUCCUUGUUGCUUUUACCCUCUUGGCUUUUGCUAACUCAUUAGCAUCGGCCUUUGACCCUAGUCCUCUCCAGGACUUUUGUGUGGCUAUCAACGACACCAAGAAUGGCGUGUUUGUAAAUGGGAAGUUCUGCAAGGACCCCAAGCUCGCAGUAGCAGAUGACUUCUUCUAUUCAGGCCUCAACAUGCCAGGAAACACAUCAAAUCCAGUUGGAUCAAAUGUCACUACUGUCAAUGUUGACCAAAUACCAGGACUUAACACCCUUGGCAUAUCUCUGGUUCGAAUUGACUAUGCACCUUAUGGUGGCCUAAACCCCCCUCACACCCACCCCCGAGGCACUGAAAUCCUAGUGGUCGUGGAGGGCACACUCUAUGUUGGUUUUGUUACAUCCAACCCAGAGAACCGUCUCUUCACUAAAGUCCUAUACCCUGGAGAUGUUUUUGUUUUCCCAAUUGGUUUGAUCCACUUCCAGUUCAAUAUAGGGAAAACUGAGGCUGUCGCCUUUGCUGGUCUCAGCAGCCAAAAUGCAGGGGUUAUAACUAUUGCUAAUGCAGUCUUUGGCUCAGACCCACCAAUCAACCCCGAUGUUCUCACAAAGGCCUUCCAGUUGGACAAGAGUAUGGUUGCCUAUCUUCAGUCCCGGUUCUGGUCAGAUUAAAAACUAAUUUAAGAGCCAAAUCAAAACCCAAAAGUUUGUUGCUUGUUUUGAAUAAUGCUGCAAUUCAUUUUCUAAAUGAAAGUCAUAUUAUUCUACUUACUGUAAUACAAUAAACAGGCUGAUGGACCUCUCCAGUCUCCUCUGUCCUUGUGAUCAUUCUGGGUAUAAAAAUCAGAACAUAUAUUGCAAUUUGCAA